This is a messenger RNA of Mesorhabditis spiculigera, 417 nucleotides long. The record is from the annotation of a GenBank genome assembly. NCBI's taxonomy places the organism in Eukaryota, Metazoa, Nematoda, Chromadorea, Rhabditida, Rhabditidae.
AUGGGGUUGUUCAAGAACCAGACGAAGAAUAAGAAGAAGACCGGCGUGGCGCGGACACCGAAGAAGCUGAAGCGGCUAGCGAGGGAGAAGCCGACGGUUGCUGAAUUGCCUGCAGAGAAGAUACUCGAGAUCACAAGCGCGAUGGAAGUGGAUAGCCCUUCAACGAGUCAGCCGAAGAAGCCAAAGAAGGCGCCAGUCCGGAAGGAGGGCAAAAUUACGCGUACACAGUUAUUGGAAUCUGGCGCUUCCGUUCAGCCUCCUGAGAAAUCACGAUCCGCAUCGAAGCGAAAGAAGGAGGGAAAGAAGGCUGAUAUAAAGUUCCAGCGGCCAAUGACAAAGAAGAAGGCGAGAAAGAUGCUCCGCAAUCAGGAAAGAGAAGAUCGGAAGAGCGAGAGGGAGGCUGCAAAGAUGGAUAGU